Molecule: messenger RNA, 1725 nt
Organism: Polyodon spathula (Mississippi paddlefish)
Lineage: Eukaryota; Metazoa; Chordata; Actinopteri; Acipenseriformes; Polyodontidae
Product: iron-sulfur cluster assembly 1 homolog, mitochondrial-like
Exons: 4
Coding region: 15-407 (130 amino acids)
Biological process (GO): iron-sulfur cluster assembly
Cellular component (GO): mitochondrion; cytoplasm
Molecular function (GO): 2 iron, 2 sulfur cluster binding
Source: RefSeq, a predicted model, not a curated record
AAUAACAAACAAAGAUGGCGGCCCCCACGGUGAUAGCGGGCGUACGAGCUGUGAAAAAAGCCAGACAAAUCAUUUCACCGAGAGCUGCUUUGGUGCUGACCCCUGCAGCAGUAAACCGGAUAAAACAACUACUUAGUGACAAACCUGAAUUUAUUGGUUUAAAAAUUGGGGUGAAGAGCCGGGGUUGUAGUGGUCUCUCCUACACUAUUGAAUAUGCCAAGGAGAAGGGGAAGUUUGAGGAAGAAGUCAAACAAGAUGGUGUUCGAGUGAUUAUUGAUCAGAAGGCCCAGCUGACCCUCUUGGGGACAGAAAUGGAUUUCCUGGACUCAAAACUCUCUAGCGAAUUUGUUUUCAACAACCCCAACGUAAAAGGGACAUGUGGUUGUGGAGAAAGCUUCACAGUCUGAGACUUGAAUGACUGAAGCUUUAGCACAGGGAGUGAUAGGGUACCAGGAAUAAACUGUUUCAAUGUGGCAUCUAUUGUACGGUGGAAUUUAAGGAAGCAGUCAAAGGUCAGAAAUAUCUUCAGUGGAAUAAUUUGGGUGGAGGGAGUGAUCAUUUUGCUCAGGUCAGAUUCUGAGGACUUGGCUAUACCUUCUUUAACUAGCUUCAAUACGUUUUUCAGUUUCUAUUUUUACAUGCACAAGCAGUCAAUGCUUUUGAAUCUGAAAAUAAAUGUGCAGCUUUGAUAUGCAAAACUCUGGUUAGAAGUCAAAGCUUCUCAACCUAUUCAGUUGAAUCUGAUUAAACACCAACCAGAUUACUGCUCCAGACUGGUUUACAUGCAGAAUAUAUAGAGUCUUUGGGAGUUGAUUCCUCAUAAAGGCAGCUUAAUUCAGAUUAGAUUGUACAUGUAAACUGGGCAGUUGUCUCCCGGGGUCAAUUGCACUGAACUAGAGAUCAUCUCGUAGUUAGUACAGAGGACAGGGCCAUCAGUAGCCUCCAAGAUAUAACUAAUACUAGCUAGUAUGCUGUUUAGCCCCUAGAUCCGUACUAAAUUCAAUAAGUGCAUUGCAAUUGACCCCCUGAGUUUAUUAUGGAGUUUGAUUGUUCUGCUCAUUAUUACUGUCUCCACAUCAGCACUGCCUGCUUGGCAUAGCCCUCUCCUCCCUCCUGAAUAUACAUAUGAUACAGCUGAUGAUCUGUCAGAAUAAAUCAAAUAUAACGAGUAGAAUAUAUAGGGAUUCAUAUAAAAAGAGAUAUUUUAUUAAACUGUCAUAUUUAAAUCUAACAUAAUGAUAUAUAGACUUCAUGCACUUUCAUUGUAUACUGUAGUUAUUCCAUGAACGAGGGUGGGCUAGUGAGUGGAUUGAUUAUUCCAUUAAAUAGUGGAUAUAUUAUGUGUUCAUGGAGUACUGUAGUUAGUCCACCAAUAAAGGUUAAAAAAAAAAAAAAACCCACAGCACUCCAUGAAUGUUAAUGAAUUAUUCUGUUAUAUUAUACACUGUAAGGAAAGGGAAGUAGGUUUAACCCUAAAUUAAACAGUUGAAUUCAAGGUCUUACAUUAUAUAAGUUUCCCGUCUGCUUUGAAACCCAGCGUGAUUCACAUGGUCAUUUUGUCUUUGGAUUUGAAUGAAUGAGACUUUAAACUACACUGAACAAAAAUAUAAAACGCAACAUGUAAAGUGCUGGUCACAUGUUUCGUGAACUGAAAUAAGAUCCCAGAAAUUUUCCAUACGCACAAAAAGCUUAUUUCUCUAAAAUUUUGUGCACAAAUUUGUUUAC